AGAUCAAUAGGGCGGGUAGAUUAGAGUUGGCUGGGAGGUGAGGUCCUGGUCAAAGUCACCCAUCCAUACCCUGCCCGUAUCUCCUCCUUCUCCUUUGACCUUUUCUGCCUUUCUUCCCUCUCACACCAUCCGAGUCCGCCGCUGAGGAAAGACCUCCUGCAGGCUCUUGCAUCAGCGUCUCCACUGCUUCAGUCUAGGCUCCGCACCCUGCACAUUGAUCGAAUCAACCUCAUGCUCUCUCGCAGCGGCAACACCUUCAGACAAGUGGCCACACAAGCAGUGGCUGUAAGCAUCGCACGCUCAGCUCAGCGAGGCGGCUAUGCGACAGCGAGUAAGGUCUUGCGGCGGCCGCUGAAGCAGGACCUUGCACAAUCCUACUCGGGCGUGCAUUUCCCUCCAGCAUCAGGCGAGGACGCCGGUGAUCCCCCUCGACCGCCUCCAGCCUCGACUUCAAGUGCUCCUAGCGAUCAUUCAGACGCAGAUCUUCCACGCUCGACAGAUCAUGCUGUCAUAUCCCUCUUCGACCUCUUCUCCAUCGGCUUGGGCCCCUCUUCCUCCCAUACUAUCGGCCCGAUGCGGGCAGCCCUUAUCUUCAUCCGCGACAUCCUCGACCGGGACCCUACUCUGGUGCCGCGGAUAGCCCGCCUCAAAAUUGCCCUUUUCGGGGCUCUGGCUGCGACUGGAGAAGGCCACCUCACUCCGCAGGCACUGCUAGCCGGCUUUGAGGGCGAGGAUCCAGAAUCAGCGGAUCCGGACGAGGUGCCAGAGAGGUAUGCUGCGAUCCUGAGAGAUAAGAAGCUGCAGCUGGGGCGCAAGGUCCCCGAGCUGGCGGGAGGCAUCGAAGUUGCCUUUGACUACUACAAGGACCUGGCAUGGCAUUGGGAUCGCCAGCUGCCCGUUCAUCCAAAUGGCAUGCGCUUCUCGGUGUUCUCCGUUGAAGGAGACCUACUGGCUACUAAUGAGUACUUCUCAGUCGGGGGAGGCUUCGUGGUCAACGGAUCUCUAGCCACGGACCCGGGUUUAAAUCCUGCCAAAGAUGCUGAAGAAGGCUCCACUGCCUUGGCGUCCGGUGAGAGUAGUACCUCUCACCCUGCAGACGUCAUGGAGAACGUCUUCUACAAGGAAGUGCGGAGGAGCAAUGCUCAUCAGGAGAGGAGGAGCGGGAUGGCACACGUCGAAGACGGCGCCGAGGAUGCGAUGUCGCCUCUGCCGCCACCUCCGAGCGCUAGUGGUGAAGAGGGUGUCACCCUCGAGGCUACGAAAAUGGCAAUGCGAGAGCCGGAAGCUUCCGCUGCUCCUGACGCGGAUCACAUCCCACUGCCCUUCCAUAAUGGCAACUCUCUGCUGCGUCUCUGCUCCAAGCACAAUCUCACCAUUGCUCAGAUUGUCUUCCGGAACGAGCUGACUUGGCGUUCGCCUGACGAGGUGCGAGCGCGCAUAUUCCACAUCUGGGGCGUCAUGGAGGCGGCCAUCCGAUCUGGAUGCCACUCAACAGAAGAGCUGCUCCCUGGACCGAUGAAAGUUCAGAGACGGGCACCAGGACUGUAUCGGCGUCUGAUGCGGGGACUGAGCAGCUCUGCACCCUCCUUGGCUGAGCGAUCCCUUGGCGGUGCGGCCGGGACAGCGGAUGCAAUGGAGGGCGAAGCAUCGUUGGGCGGGCCUGUCGCCAUGGGCUCGUCUUCGGAGACGCCUGGCCUUCCGGCUAUCGGUCUGAGCCCCACAUCCGGGCUCGCACAAUCGAAGCGGGUGCAUGGCUCCCUCAUCCACCAUCCCCUACCCACCCCUCCUCGUCGAUCGAUCUCGAACCCGGACAUUGACCGUCUGUCUGCCUUUGCCAUUGCUGUCAACGAGGAGAAUGCUGCGGGGCGGAGAGUGGUCACGGCACCUACCCUGGGGUCUUGUGGGACUAUUCCGGCGGUGCUGUAUUGGCAUCUCUGCUUCCACUCGGAUGAUCAAGAGAAGGAUGUGGAGACGUUUUUGCUGACCUGCGCAGCGAUUGCUAUGCUCUUCAAGAGGGGUGCAUCUAUUUCAGCUGCCGAGGCAGGGUGCAUGGGCGAGAUCGGUGUAGCGACUGCGAUGGCCGCUGCUGGUCUGACGGCGGUGCUUGGCGGAACACCUUCCCAGAUCGAGCACGCCGCCGAGAUCGGCAUCGAGCACAAUCUGGGCAUGUCAUGCGACCCAGUCGGAGGGCAAGUGCUAAUCCCGUGUGUAGAGCGCAACAGCAUGGGGGCGGUCAAGGCCGUCGUCGCUUCUCAGCUAGCUCUGAGCAGCCAUAGCCACUAUGUGAGCCUGGACGAGGCAAUUGCAGCCAUGAAGGAGACGGCACAGGGUAUGUCCUCGAGAUUCAAGGAGACUUCCCUUGCGGGGUUAGCCACGGCAGUCAAGAUCCCCGUGGCUGUGCCCGCUUGCUAGAGACCGGGGAGAACAGAGGGCGAUAGCCACAAUAGC
This is a messenger RNA of Microstroma glucosiphilum, 2448 nucleotides long. RefSeq lists its product as hypothetical. The transcript has 3 exons. Gene Ontology annotation, biological process: gluconeogenesis. Bases 232 to 2412 code for a protein of 726 amino acids. Gene Ontology annotation, molecular function: 4 iron, 4 sulfur cluster binding; L-serine ammonia-lyase activity. The record is from RefSeq and is a predicted model, not a curated record. NCBI's taxonomy places the organism in Eukaryota, Fungi, Basidiomycota, Exobasidiomycetes, Microstromatales, Microstromataceae.